Molecule: messenger RNA, 870 nt
Organism: Lingula anatina
Lineage: Eukaryota; Metazoa; Brachiopoda; Lingulata; Lingulida; Lingulidae
Product: methionine synthase
Biological process (GO): tetrahydrofolate metabolic process; homocysteine metabolic process
Cellular component (GO): cytosol
Molecular function (GO): zinc ion binding; methionine synthase activity; cobalamin binding
Source: RefSeq, a predicted model, not a curated record
GAGCAGACGGAAAGUUACAUCGCUCUGUCUUUGAAUUAUAUUUAAAAUAAAACCCUUGAACAUUGUAAACAAAGAAUCGUUUAUGUGGAAAAAUUAAGUUUCGGCAAUGCCACCAACAAUCGGAGAAGAUGCAAGCGUUUCUCAUGGAGUCUCAGGCAUUGGAGCAGAGAUUUCUGCUACCCUGGAAGAAAGGAUCAUGAUAUUUGAUGGAGCUAUGGGGACAAUGAUACAGAAAAACAGACUGGAAGAGGAGGAUUUCAGGGGAGAGCUAUUUAAAGAUCAUCCCAAAAACUUAAAAGGCAACAAUGAUCUCCUUAGCCUUACUAGACCAGAUGUUAUUAUGAAGAUCCACAAGGAGUAUCUAGAAGCAGGAGCUGACUUUGUAGAAACCAACACAUUCAGUGGGACCUGGGUAGCCCAGGCUGACUAUGGACUGGAGCAUUUGGCAUACAGGAUAAAUCUUGAGUCUGCCAAGCUUGCACGCAGAGCUGCAGAUGAAGUGACAGCCCAGACAGGUGUCCGUAGAUAUGUGGCUGGAGCCUUGGGACCAACCAAUAGAACAUUGUCCAUAUCUCCUUCUGUUGAAAAACCAGAGUACAGAAACAUAACCUUUGAUGAGUUGGUGACAGCGUACACAGAGCAAGCCAAGGGGUUACUGGACGGGGGCGCUGAUGUCCUUUUAGUUGAAACAAUAUUUGACACUGCAAAUUCUAAGGCAGCUUUGUUUGCAAUUGAGACAUUGUUUGAAAAAGACUACAAACCUGUUCCUAUAUUUAUAUCUGGCACCAUAGUUGACAAGAGUGGAAGGACGCUGUCAGGACAGACAACGGAGGCAUUUGUCAUUAGUGUGUCCCACUCUAAUCCUAUGUG